Messenger RNA from Euleptes europaea (tarantolino), 2892 nucleotides. Its product is annotated as ultra-long-chain fatty acid omega-hydroxylase. Gene Ontology annotation, molecular function: oxidoreductase activity, acting on paired donors, with incorporation or reduction of molecular oxygen; monooxygenase activity; iron ion binding. The transcript is spliced from 13 exons. The record is from RefSeq and is a predicted model, not a curated record. NCBI's taxonomy places the organism in Eukaryota, Metazoa, Chordata, Lepidosauria, Squamata, Sphaerodactylidae. Bases 1 to 2892 code for a protein of 963 amino acids.
AUGCUGUUCCUCACAGACUGGACACUGGAGAUGCCCAUGCUGGACAAGACAGUCUUCCGGACUGUGGCCGCUUCCACGCUGUUGCUUUCUCUUCUGGUUCUGCUCUUCCGUCUCCUCCUGAAGGCCUUUCGCUUUUGCCACCACUGUUAUGUCAAUUACCAGAGACUGCGGUGCUUCCCACAGCCCCCACGUUACAACUGGCUCCUGGGACACCUGGGCAUGGUCUUGCCGAGUGAGGAGGGCAUGGUCCAAGUAUCCCAGCUGGUCUCCACCUUUCCCCAGGCCUUUGUGACAUGGAUAGGGCCCUUCUUGCCCAUCCUUUCCUUGGUUCAUCCUGAUUACAUCAAGCCUAUUGCAACAGCCUCAGUUGACGUUGCUCCGAAAGACGAACUCUUCUAUGGCUUCCUGAAGCCCUGGCUUGGGGAUGGACUACUUCUGAGUAGCGGGAAGAAGUGGGGACGCCACCGGCGCAUGCUGACCCCGGCCUUUCACUUUGACAUCCUGAAGCCCUACCUGAAAAUCUUCAACCGGAGCACCAACAUCAUGCACGACAAGUGGCGCAAGCUCACCACCGGUGGUGCAGCCUCGAUGGACAUGUUUGAGCAGAUCAGCCUCAUGACUUUGGACAGCUUGCAGAAAUGCGUCUUCAGCUAUGACAGCAACUGCCAGGAGAAAUCAAGCGACUACAUUGCAGCCAUCUUGGAGCUCAGUUCCCUCGUAGUGAAUCGGCAUCAACGCCUUCUCUACCACUUUGAUCGCUUUUACUACCUGACAGUCGAAGGCCGCCGCUUCCGUCGUGCUUGUGACAUUGUACACAGCUUCACGGCUGAUGUGGUCCAGCGGCGGCGAGUGGCGCUGAGCCAAAUGGGGCAGGAUGCCUGGCUCUGCUCUAGACAGGGCAAGACCAUGGACUUCAUUGAUGUUCUACUGCUAGCCAAGGAUGAAAAGGGAUGUCACCUGUCUGAUGAAGACAUUGCAGCUGAGGCUGAGACCUUCAUGUUUGAAGGACACGACACCACCGCAAGUGGGCUGUCAUGGGUUCUGUACAAUCUGGCUCGACACCCCGAGUAUCAAGACCAGUGCCGGGAGGAGAUUCUGGACCUGCUACAAGGCCGAGAGAUGGAAGAGAUUGAAUGGGAAGACUUAUCACAGAUGCCGUUCACCACCAUGUGCAUUAAGGAAAGCUUGCGCCUCCACCCACCAGUCACCGUCGUGUCUCGCCGCUGCACCAAGGAUGUGAAGCUGCCUGAUGGGAGGGUUAUCCCCAAAGGGACUAUCUGCCUUAUCAGUAUCUAUGGGACCCACCAUAACCCUGCUGUUUGGCCUCAGCCUGAGGUCUAUAACCCGUAUCGCUUUGACCCGGGGACCAGCCAGACCCAACUCCCACUGUCCUUUGUGCCCUUUUCAGCAGGACCCAGGAACUGCAUCGGGCAGAACUUUGCCAUGUCGGAGCUGAAAGCAGCGCUGGUGCUGACUCUGCUGCGAUUCAGAGUGUGGCUGGACGAGAGCCAACCAGUGCGGCGCAAGCCGGAAUUAAUCCUGCGUGCAGAGAAUGGCCUGUGGCUGCAGGUGGAGCCACUGCAGGCGGGACCAUGCCUUCGCGCCCGCACGUACCGUAGUAGCAGGGAGCACGACGGCGCGAACGACCCUAAUCUCGCUGGCCAGAGACGCGUCCUGACGCCGCAGGACCUUCCGCGGUGGCUCCCCAGCAGCAGGCGGCGGGGGCGGCGGCGGCGCCACGCGUGUCUCCUCGAGGUCCCGCGCGGGCCCUUUUCUCUCCUCCCGCGGGCCGCGGCGGCCGCUUCAGGCCCUCGCAGGGUCCGUUGUAGAAGGGGGGCCGGAAGUGGGCGUGAAGCGGAAGUGCUGGGUCCAAGCGCGGGGCAGGGCCGCUCUGGGACUCCGGAGGGGGCGUCGGCGGCGUGGCUUGGCGUGGCGGCCCCUCGGCAGCCAGGCAGGCAGGCAGGCAGGCCCGUCGGCCCGCCCCUUCCGGCCCGGUGUCCGGAAGUGCGGCUUGAAGGAGGAAGCACCAACAACCCCCCCCUCCUGCCGCCGCCGCCUCCGCCGCCUCGUAGCGCCUCUCCCUUCGCUCCGCCCGCGGCCAGCCGGGGCCUGCGCGGCUCUGCUCUGCUCUGCCUGCCUGGAGCCGGGGCGCGUGCUGCUCGUGGCCGCAGCACCCUGAGCGCCAGGCCCGCCCGCCCCGCCGCCGCCGCCGCCUCCGCGUGCCCGGGCCAGCUGCUGGCCGGAGCGGCGUGGGAGGGGAGGCCUCUCUCCGCCGGUAGGUGGACGCGCACGGCGGUGCCUGCUACUGAACCCGACCCACCCCCCACCCCCCACCCCCGGGUCCGUCGGGGUCAGCCUCGCCUGCUCCGGCCGGCAGCCGGCCUCCGGGGCAGGGAGAGGUCUGUUCACAGCACCGGCCCGCCCGGCCCCUUGAACUGGGAGCGCCGUUGGGGAGUGAGCCGGGGACCCGCCCGCCCGCCCAGCAGAGGCUCCGCCGCUGAGCCCCACAGCCGCCCUCCCCAGGUGGCUGGCUGGCUGGCUGGCUGGCUCGCUUGCAGCAGCGGCAGCACACGCCCCGGGCCCCCCCCCGGCCCCCCCGGGCCCCAGGCGCGGCAGGGAGCUCCAGGAAUCCUCCUCGUGCUUCCCUUCGGGGGCUGUAGCCCAGUGACAUUCCCGAGCCUCCUGCCCUGCAAGACCUCGGUGGGGAUGGCAGGUCUUCCUUCGCCUCCCUUUUCCCUGCUGUGCCGGGGACAGCUAGUGGCCGCUACCACACCUCCGCGCAAAGACACCCUCUUGCAUGGGGCGCCCUUAACAGCUGAUCACGCCGCCUGCUCCUUUGGCCAGGAGCCGCCACGGGGUAGCGCCCAGGAAGCACCAGCAGCGCUCUUGUGA